ACCACAUUUCUAUCUGUAGAACCUGCUGCGAUGCUUCGUUCUUCCCUUUUUCUCGGCCUUUGCGCCUUGGCCACUUUGGUCUCUUCGGUUUUGGGCUGGACGGUCACCGUGUCUGGUAACAACUACAUUGUUGAUACAUCUGGUGGACUUAUUUUUACUGUGGACCACACUACCGGCGACAUUACUAGCAUGCUGUACAACGGAAUUGAGGCUCAAGACCAGAGCGGCAAGCACAGCCAAAUUUCGUCAGGCAUUGGCGCGACCUGCACAUACGAAUUCACUGGCAAUGAUGACCACUACGUCGUCAUCGCCUGCACGACGUCGACCUUGGUGCACUACUAUGUGGCGAAAUACAAGGAUCCAGCCAUCCAUAUGGUCACUUAUACGACGGCAGAGCCAAGUGUUGGCGAGCUGCGCUACAUCUUCCGCCUGAAUUCUGCGACCCUGCCCAACGGGUAUACUCAGUCUGCGAUCUGCGACGAUGCCAUCGAGGGCUCCGAUGUGUUUUACUGCGAUGGACAGACGCGUUCGAAGUUCUACUCUUCCCAGCGAUUCAUCUAUGACAAGGUUCACGGAGUUACAGGUAGCAAUAUCGGUGCAUACAUAAUCCUCUCUCAAUAUGCUUAUGAGAAGUCCAGUGGUGGCCCCUUCUUCCGCGACAUUAACAACCAACACGGUGAUCAAAACGAGCUCUACUUCUUCCAGAAUUCUGGUCAUGUUCAGACCGAAGCUUACCGCCAGGGCCUGCACGGCCCCUACACUCUUUACUUUACCACAGGAGCCGUUCCCUCCACUGACAUUGACCUCACUUUCUGGGAGGGUCUCGGUAUCUCUGCAUAUACCCCUCUUGCGUCUCGCGGAUACGUCUCAGGGAAGGCCAUCGGUAUUGACUUGACAAGCUUCAACGCCACUGUUGCGUUCAACAACUCGGCAAACCAAUACUGGGUUCAAGCAGACAGCAGCACUGGCAACUUUUAUACGACUGGCAUGAUUCCGGGAACAUAUGCGAUGAUUCUUUACAAAAACGAGCUAGCCGUUGCAGAGUCUUCGGUGACCGUCACGGCAGGCAGUACAACCUCCAAGAACAUCGACUCGGCAGAGGAUGCUCCAUCUACUGUCAUCUGGCAAAUAGGGGACUUUGACGGGCAGCCAAGGGGAUUCUUGAACGCCGACAUGAUCGAAACGAUGCACCCUAGCGAUUCUCGUAUGCACGAUUGGGUGCGAACCUACACGGUUGGUCAAGAGGACAUAGGGUACUUCCCCAUGGCCAUCUUCAAGGACGUUGGGGUGGUGACCAUUCGAUUUGCUUUGGCUUCUGGCCAAGGAGGUGCUCGUACCCUGGAUAUCGGAACGACCUGGUCCUUUGCUGGUGGACGCCCCCAAGUAACCGUUAAUGGUUGGACUGGUCCGACUCCUGCUGCUCCUACGAAUCUUGAUAGCCGUGGUGUAACGCGCGGCACCUGGAGAGGCAACAACGUACUGUAUACCGUCGACAUUCCGGACGGUACUUUGUAUACUGGCUCCACAGUGAACGUCAUAACGAUCAACGUUGUCUCUGGGUCCUCUGGCGACACUUACCUGUCACCGAACAUCGUCUUCGAUGCCAUUCGACUUUACUAAUUUACGCUAUGUCUCCCUUUCGUUCUGGUCGGUGACGUUUCAAGGGUCGUACCUGCUGUGUCUGUCUCCUUGUUUAUCAGUACACGUUUCACUCGUUUGUUAUACCCUCAUAUAUGAAAAGUUCUUCUAUCAGUGUGCUCUGUCGUCGAGGCGGCGUUGAAUGCCCCUAUCCCAAGAGAGUGGACACAACAGAUAUGUGUGAAGGCGGUGGGAACAUGUGACAAAGAUAAAACAGACGACGCGCUCGAAAAAUGGACAGACCAUAACAUACAGUGAAUGUGAGCCGUAGACCGGAGAACCAAACUAAUAAAUGUAGAGCACGGCGCAAGAAAAGCAAGAACCCCCGGCAAACGUGGCCUAUUGAAAAAAUAGUUGCUGAACGUCGGACUGAGCGAAACCCAGGUUACAGGCUGGACACUUCCGUUGUCGAGUCGAAAUUCGAGCUUCGACACAUUGUUUGCAAAACGAGUGCAUGCAUUUCGUGAUGACUGUGUUCCGCAUAUUAAUGCGACAUGUAGAGCACUUGAGUAUACUCAUGCACUUGUCGACCUCUUUCUGGAGAACACUCUCUUUCGCAGAUGUAUUCUGAGGUCGCGUUUUGGCAGCAGCGGCAUGUACUUCCGCCUCCUUCCGUGCCUUGAUAGCAGCUUCCUUUGCGACCCGAACCUCCACCAAACCCUUCUCAUACUCUUUCUCUCGAGCGGCGACGCUGGCUCGGCUCUCCUCAAGUUUCUGCAAGUUGACUUCGGCCUGCGUUCUGUAAGCGUCCGUCUCAAGGGCUGACUGCAGGGCUUGUCGCUCAUAGGCUUCCGCGCGAUCACGCUCUAGUAUAACUUCCUUGAGAAGAGUAUCCGCCCGAAGCUUCGCAGCCGACUCUGCUGCCUGAGCUACAGAGGCGAUUUUCUCCUGCUUCUCCAAUAAUUUGCCCUGAAUCUUGCGUUCAUUGUCACCCGACUCCUUGUCUCUCAUCGCAGCGUAGAACUUAUUCUCCGAUUUUGCUUUAUCCAAGGCGCUCUUACUGAGUCGCUCCUCCAUGGCUGAGAGGUCGAAGAUCUUGCCCUUCACUUGCCGUUCAAGAGAUUCCCAUGCAGACGACAGUCUAUCGAGUUCAGCGUACAAUGCUGCUUCUGACUGUUGGCGGUGCAUCUCUUGUAGCUUGAGACGCUUGAUCUCCUCGUCUCGUUGCUUCAGAUGCUCUGUAAGCUGAGCAACAUCUGGCGGCAAAGGUACGGCGGACUGGUCGCCAAAGGUAGCCUCCAUGCUGCUGAGCCUUUCGGAGACGUCCUGUAAUUGCUCUCGCAGUUGCGCCUCUCUGCGAGUGGCAUCCAUGGCCUCAUGGUGUUCUUCGUCGAAGUGCGAUAGAGAUGUCUCGAGGGCAGUAAGUUUGUUCUCGGAUUGCUGCAAGCGUUUCUGGAGGUCCUCCACAUACGAAGCCUCUCCUGAACGUUCGCGAGCGAGAAAUGCAGCCAGAUCUGCAUGGCCGGCGUUAGCUGCCACGAGAGGCUUCAGUCGGGCAAUCUCUGCUUCGAGUCCCUUGACUCGCUCCGCAUGGCUUUCGGCUAGGUUGCGAAGCUCUUGCUUUGAAUGCUGCUUGACAGAAUCUUUCUGCUUGCGUUCAUUGAGUUCGGCAUGCUGUUGAUCGCGUUGCUCACGCAGACGGACCACGUCUGACUCUCGUUUGGAUAGUAAGGCUCGCAUUUCUUCGACAGCACGCCCAUAGACGGACUUCACUUCAGCUUCCCAUUCCUCCCGACCAGAAAUCAUCGCUCUCAACUCCUCACUCAACCUAUCCUUCUCUUCUAUCAAUUCAUGAUUGUCAUACGCCAGUUUGGAAAUCUUAUCCAACAAGAACUUGUAGUGGGGAGACUCAGAGAUGGUCUCGACUGACAACUCGGGACGUUCAGAUUCAAAACGUGACAGUCUAAGACGUAGAGUCUGUCGGUCUUCUUCUAGUGACUUUAUCGUUGUCUCUCGAGCUUUGGCCAACUCCUCCCAUCCCGCCGAAUCGGCUGCAGACACGCCAUUCGGAUACGGAGACAUUGGAGGAGACGACUUGAGGACGGCAUCAGAUGGGCCGCCACUCGACUUCGAUCCCUCGCCUUCUUCAUCCGCUACAUCUCUAGAAGGCAAAGUAUGAGAUUGCAUGGACUGUACGGUUCGACUCUGAAGCCGAUCCAGGCGUAUCUCUGCCGCCAUUAGAUCGUUACGAAAGUUGUCGCGCUGAGACUGAAGGUCCGCAACUUGAGAGUGAGCCAGAGCUAGCUCUGAACGAAGAGUUGUACACUCCUCUUGAGCCCGUUUCAGACUUUGCGAGUCGUCGUUUCGUGUUCCAGGCUGAACAAAAGAAGCAACGAGAUGGCAGGUGCUGGCUGCCUUCUUCUCCAGAGCAGCCUUGAGCGAUGAUUCCGACCCUGGUGAUAUAUGUAUGGGCAGGUCGAGCAAUUGUUCUCUGUCAGCAUCUAAGGGUUCAGACGAGUUUGGCUUUGAGAGAUCCCGUACGGUUUCGAUCAACUGCGCCCAGCAAGCCCCCAUGACAGCAAGACUGGCCUCAUACGUUGUCUUCCACCGCUCAAGCUCAUCAAUGCGCGCCUGACUACGCUGAUUUUCUCGCGAAUAAUGCUUCAUUCGCCGAUAGAUGGCCUCCUUCCGAAAUAACUCAAGAUUAUCCUGGUCUUUAGGCUCGUCGUCAAAAUUGGAGGUCGGUGUUGAAGCCAUACCGUUUGCAUGGACCGGUGAACCCUGGGCGUUUGCUAUGGCACGCUUCUUCGACUGGACGGCGUCAGGCUCACUAGAUAAUGGUCUUUUUCGAGAUUCCAUGUCUAACAUUGAAGAGAAUGGUGGAUAUGAGAUGGAGG
Messenger RNA from Stereum hirsutum FP-91666 SS1, 4475 nucleotides. RefSeq names its product polysaccharide lyase family 4 protein. Gene Ontology annotation, biological process: pectin catabolic process. The coding region runs from base 31 to 1620 and encodes 529 amino acids. NCBI's taxonomy places the organism in Eukaryota, Fungi, Basidiomycota, Agaricomycetes, Russulales, Stereaceae. The record is from RefSeq and is a predicted model, not a curated record. Gene Ontology annotation, molecular function: carbohydrate binding; carbon-oxygen lyase activity, acting on polysaccharides. The transcript has 37 exons.